GGUUACCUCGUGGUGUUGUUCUUGCGUUGUUAUUGUUGUUAAUGUGAUAGAAGUGUUGUGAUAUUGUACUACUCUUGUUUAUCUGUAUUUUUGUCGGUUUCAGGGAGAGUUUAAGGUUUUUUAUCCACGCUUCGAGGACCAUCUAAAAAAUUUGCAGGGGUCUCUAACGAACUAGUGAUUGAAGUUUAAAACAAGGUAAGUUGGUACGAACAGAUACUACUCGUGUUUAUUUGGAUUUUAUUGUUUCAGGGGGACUCAUGAUGGACUACAUUGGUCGCAAGAAAUUUUGCUGCAAAUAUCCAGGGUGCAACAACUGGUAUUACAGCAAUACGUCUACAGACUUCGUCAACAAACAUUUCUUCAAAUUUCCAAGAGGUGAUCGCCAGGAAGCUUGGAAAAAUGCUUGUAAGAUAGAUUUUCCAAUAAAUCCAAGCUCUUGGCGCAUUUGUGAAGACCAUUUUCGAGAUGCUGAUUUUGUAAAUCAGAGAAAGGAACGUUUGAAUUUUAAUGCAGUUCCAAUUUCGUUAGUAAAUGAAGGGGUUUCCCAGGUUGAAAGUUCAUCAUUUUCAUAUGAAAUUAAUGGAACAAGCCACUCUGCAAUUUGUAUUUGUCACCAACCUUCAAGUUCAUUGAUCAAAUGUCCUUUGCAUUUCUCUGAUUUACAAGACAGUGCAAUCAGUAAUGAAGUUAUAGAAUAUUCUGCUUUUGAUAAUUUUAUUCUGGAUCAUAAUUAUUGUGGAAAUCCGCAGAAUAAUCAAUUUGUAAAUAUUUUUUACGAACAUGAUUAUUGUGGUGCCAUGACUGAUUAUGAUUUAGAUAAAGAUUCUCAAGACCAUAAUAAUAUAACUUCUCUUCAUAAUGAAAUCCCCGUCAACCUUAACAAAUUCGAUUUUUUGACCGAAAAUUCAAACAAGUCUGGCAUAUUGUCCAAAAUUGGUCUCUCAGUCAAAGAAUUAACUCCUAGAAAAGCAAAAAUGUAUGAAAUUAAUCGUAAUUUAAAAUCUAAAAUGUGUAAAUUGACUAAACUUUUGGAAAAGGAAAGAGAUAAAGUUAAAACUUUGCAAACAUUAUGUGAUUCUGGUAAAUUUAAAUUCAUUGAUGAACAUUUAAAUUCAGUCAAUAAAGAUUUUAUUAAUUCUCAGAUACGCAACUCUUCACAAAAGCCUCAUGCACGCAGGUGGACAGAUCAAGACAAAGCUUUUGCAUUGGCUUUGUAUAAAAAAAGUCCACGUGUUUAUAAAUUUUUGCAAAUCCACUUUCAGUUGCCCUCUUCAAGGACACUAAAAGGUUUAUUGUCGAAUAUUCAGUUUGAGACAGGGGUUAAUCCUGGAAUUUUGAGACAUUUAAAAAAUCAAGUCGCGAAAAUGAAGGCACCAGAUCGUUUUUGCUCAUUGCUAUUUGAUGAAAUUUCUUUAAGUGGGGGCUUUCAUUAUGAAAAGGUGAAACAAUACAUCAGUGGCUACGAGGAUUUGGGUUCACUUGGGCGAACAAACAGGGCAGCAAACCAUGCUCUUGUUUUCAUGGUUCGGGGAGUCAGACGUCAGUGGAAGCAAGUCAUUGCGUAUUAUUUCACCUCACAUACUGUUUCAGCAGAAAAUUUGAGAUUUCUUAUCAUAGAAAUAAUACUGCAACUGCAGGAAGUUGGUUUGACUGUAGUUGCUACAGUUUGUGACCAAGGGCCUACUAACGGUGCUGCAGUAAACCAACUUUGCGGCAAGAAUCCGUAUUAUUUCUACGUUAACAAAUAUCGAAUUGUCACGAUUUAUGACGUGCCACAUCUGCUAAAAAUCACCAGAAAUGCAUUGUUAAAAUGCAAAAUAGAAUUUGCUCCUCACAAAUGCGCCAAAUUUGAACACAUCAAGAAUGUCUUCGAUUUUGACCAAAGGAAAACUUUCAAAUCAUUGCCAAAAUUAAAGGAGGAACACUUCAACUUUGCAGAUUCUUAUGUGAAAAUGAAGGUCAAGGUUGCUGCUGCACAGCUUAGCAGUUCAAUGGCAAGUGCAAUUGAAACGUACAUUGCAUUGGAAGUUUUGGAACCUGAAGCCAUUUUCACUGCGGAAUUUGUACAUAAGAUUGACACUUUGUUCGAUUCACUAAAUAGCUCGAGUAGCCAAGUGUGUGAUCACAAAAUUUUUAAAUCCGCGUUGCAUAAAGGAUCACCACAUUUAACAUUUUGGUCAGAAUUGCUGGAAGAACUUGGCCAUUGGAAGUUGAUUCAUUUAACAAAGAAAACUGACGUCACAAAUCGGUAUUAUUUUGUUGACGGAUGGCAAACUAUUAUGAUUAUCUGGUUUUUAUUCUGUAAAAACAUUGAAAAACAAAAAUUACUAAAUAACAACACUUACAUUAGCGACCUCUAG
Molecule: messenger RNA, 2360 nt
Organism: Zophobas morio
Lineage: Eukaryota; Metazoa; Arthropoda; Insecta; Coleoptera; Tenebrionidae
Exons: 2
Coding region: 258-2360 (700 amino acids)
Source: RefSeq, a predicted model, not a curated record